Molecule: messenger RNA, 3027 nt
Organism: Debaryomyces fabryi
Lineage: Eukaryota; Fungi; Ascomycota; Pichiomycetes; Serinales; Debaryomycetaceae
Gene: EPL1
Product: Epl1p
Exons: 1
Coding region: 1-3027 (1008 amino acids)
Biological process (GO): regulation of transcription by RNA polymerase II
Cellular component (GO): piccolo histone acetyltransferase complex
Source: RefSeq, a predicted model, not a curated record
AUGGCAAUACAUCCUUCAAAAGGCACUGGUGGUUCGAAGCAGUCGAAUUCGGGAGCAAGAUUUCGACAACGAAAGAUUUCUGUGAAACAACCGUUGACAAUAUAUAAACAAAGCGAUUUACCAACACUAAAUGCAUCUAAUGAAUUAGAACCAUCACAGGUUCAUCAUUUAAAUCUGAAUGCCGGCCAGCAACAAAGAGACAUACAUGCGAUAGAGACUGGUGUGGAUAAAAAUGAAGAAGAUGAAGUUCAUUUGCAACAAGUCAUUAAUGCAGCGCAGAAAGUACUUUUAGGAUCCCAGAAUGAGGAUGGCGAUCAGAAGAAAGAUGAUGGUGACAAAAAGGCAGAUGCUCUGGUUUAUAUCCCAACACCUGAUGCUUCUAGAAUAUGGACUGAUGCACAUAAAUACUAUAAUGAUAAUUCAUUUAGAGAGCCAGAAACAUAUAUAAAAUUUAGUGCUACUGUUGAAGACACCGUAGGCGUUGAAUUUAAUAUGGAUGAAAUAGAUGAAGAAUUUUUGAAAGGCAAGCUUUGGAAAGAAUACCCAAAAAUUAAAUCACCAAAAGUAAAAACGGAGAAACUGGACAAUGCCAACAAAGAAAGCGAUAACACUCGUAAGUGUUCAGAAGUUGAAUUUGAAAUUGUAUGUGAUAAGCUCGAAAAGAUAAUUGAAGAAAAGCAGCCCUUUCUAUCCAUGGAUCCUUCGAAUAUUUUAUCUUUCAAAGAAUUAUCAGCAUAUAUUAUAGAAGAAUUUAAUAAUUCAAACAAAGAUAAACCAUACGUUCAAUUGGGAUCAAAUUUGAAAUAUAUUUCUACCACGACAUUAAAAGAAAAGUUAUCCAAAGAAUUAUCUUUCGAGCCAUUUGUUACAUUGUUCGAUAAGUCACCAUUAGAUCAAACUUCAACUAAUAAUGUGAGACCAAUUCCAAAAUUGUUAGAAUUAUUUGGUGAACCAAUAUAUGAGCAUUGGAAAGGCAGAAAGAUUGACCGUAAAGGUAAGCAAAUACACCCGACCCUUAAAUUUGAAGACCCAAGUGCCAAUGAAAAAGAUAAUGAUAAUGAUCCAUAUAUUUGCUUCCGUCGUCGUGAAUUCCGUCAAGCACGUAAAACUAGGAGAGCAGAUACAUUAGGUGCAGAAAGAAUAAGACUUUUACAAAAAUCAAUGCACAGAGCAAGAGAUUUGGUAAUGUCGGUUUGUCGGAGAGAAUUAAUCAAAUUAGAAACUUGGGAAACAGAUCAUGCAAUCUUUAAAUUGCGUAGUGACGCUAAGAAUUUGAAAAGGGUCGUUGGUGUGAAAGGUGAUGAUUAUCUUUUCUAUCCACACAAGAGAAAGAAGGUUAUUAAAGUUAAAGAAGAAGACGAAGACAAGGAAUCAUCGAGAAUUAAACGUGAUAAAAGAUCUAGGUUUGACUCUUCUCGUGAAGGCUCUGUAGCAUCGAUACCAGGUUCGGCCACUAUCGGUUCAAAUGCUAUCCAUAAAGAUAGAUUGGCUAAUGGGCAAGUUCACCAUCAACAAGAAGCUACUUCUUCUUCUCAACCAUAUGUUAAAUUGCCACCUUCUAAAAUCCCAGAUAUGGGAUUGGUUACGGUUUCGUUGGUGUUGAAGGAGAAAAAUGAAACUAUCAAGAGGGCCGUAUUGGAAAAAUUACGCAAAAGAAAAGAACAAGAUAAAGGUUUUAUUAAUGUAACUGAUGAUCCAUACCAGCCAUUUUUUAAUAUUGCAACAAAUAAUAAAUUCAAGAAUAAUGAACUCAAGCAUAUUCCAUAUUCUUCUAUUGCUGCAACUAGAUUUCAUGAAAUUAAUACCACUAAUUAUAUAAGUGAAAAAUUGAAAAAUUUAUUGGAAGAAGGAAAGAAACCACUUCCUGGAACUAAAACUUUUAGAGGUUCAAAUGGUGAAUUGAUUCCCUCGAAGCCAUUUCCUCAUUUACUGGCUUUGCUUCAAGAUCGUAUUGAUAAUAGUCAAUUUAACUCGGUAAGUUACAUUGCUCAAUUAUUAUCAAACAUAGAAAACAAUAAUUUCAGUGCUUAUAACAACGGUUAUGGUCAACAACAACGCCAGCAUCAGGAAAUGAAUAGAGAUAAAACUAAAAUUUCAGAUCCAAUUUUCAGAUUGAGAAAAAGAGUUGGUAGGUUUAAUAGAAACUUUGUUGAUAGAAGAGGUUUAAUGAAGAGACCAAAUGAUGUAAUUGAUGACUUCUUAAAAUUCGAUGAUGAAAAUGAUAAUGAAGAAUGCGACCAAAUGGAUAUUGAUUCUGAAAUAGUCAAAAGGGAUAAUGUACCAAAUGUCUACGACAGUAGAGUUGAUUCAAUUAAGAGAUUAGAUUCACGUUGGCAGUUUGAUGAUGACUUGACUGAAUAUAGUAAAGGGUUGCAAAGUCCGUUCAGUUUAGAUCCGUCUAGAUUAAAUUGUAUAAGUGAUGACACUCAAUCAAUAAGAUUUGGUUCAAUGCUUUUGUCGAAAUCUUAUGAUUUAUUGAGAGAGUCUGUUCAUCAACGGCAACAGGCUCUAGUACAGCAAGCAAGAAUGAGAACGUUACAACAGCAACAGAGAAAUAAUAAACAGCAAUCGGGACAAAACUCUGGAUCGAGUAGUGCAUCAUUAGGAUCGAAUAAUAAUUCAAAUCCAAGCAUUUCAAGCCAAAUUGAUCAAGGUCAAAUUAAUGUACAAAAUUCCAGACAGGGUGGAACUAACUCCAAUGGUAGUCAAAUCUCAACUUCAAGUCAGCCAAGGCCGAGUAUGUCAGGAGGCUCUAUGAAUCCAAAAUUACCGACUCAAAGUCUGCACCGAUCUAACACAAAUUCUCCAUUGCUUGCUUCACAGACUCAAGGUUAUUCCCAGCAACAAAAUGCUAACAAAUUCCCGCCGAUAUCUCAACCUCAGUCACAAUCUCCAACCCAUACUGCUAAUCAAUUACAGACUUCUAAAAUGUACAAUAAACAUGGUAGUAAUAUUCCUCUGUCGAAUUUAAAGGGCCCGAAGUUUACGAACAGUAACAAAAUUGGAUCUUUACCUAAUCGCAAAUGA